AUGGCCCGCCCUCUCCCAUGGGAGAUCAUCCGCAAUGUCGGAGACUACCUCGACCCACCGCAGCUCCUUGUCUGCAUCCAGCUUGCAUCCUCGUGGAAGCCUCCCCUCAUCCCUCGACUCUGGAGUGCCAUCUGCGACCACUCCUACAGCUGGCACAAGGUGCUGAAGCAAGACAACACGUCUGACACUUGGACAGAGGCCGACGACCAGCGGCUUCGCGACCUAUUUGUCAAGUAUGGACACCACAUCCGCGAACUGGACGUGUCCAGCCCUUACCUUAUUGCCGCCGCCAGCAGCGCAGAAACCUGCACGAACCUAUGUUCGCUCAGUAUCAGGUUCCUGGACCUCCGCCGUCCCUACAACGAUCCUUCCGGGGAGGAACAAGGAGGGAUGAUACCUGGACCGUUGAUUUCGCCCGUCUUUGAGGAACACCUCCAAUCGAUCCUCCCUGCGAAUCGAGGCCAAGGCCAAGGCGACUUGGGUAGACAGGCGCGUCUGUUAGAUGGCUGGAAUCUGGUCCAGCAUAUUUGGCUGCUGGUUCGACAGAAUGCAGGGCUGCGGCAGUUGGUUCUGUGCAAGAACAUCUCUGAACUGGCCAUAGUUCCUUCAUCCUUUUCCCGCGCCAGUCUGGCGGUCCUGCAUGACCUGGAGGAGCUCGACUACAGCCCAGACCAUCUUGACCUCUUCGAGAUUUUAAUUGCCCUUCCAAAGCUGCGAUCUUUUAGCACGAGUCUGACAUCGGGCGGAUCCGACUACCUCCUGCCAACGCCCCAUCAACUUGAGCGGCUUGACCUGCACAAGGCGACGGUGGGCAGCGGAACCAUGCACAAUCUGUUGGAAAAUCUUCCGGGUCUUGUCUCGCUGACGAUUGGGACAUUCUAUCUGGACGGCUGGAUGGGCACCGAGCUUGGUAGGCUCAUGAAGAGCACGCCGAGUCAGCUAAAGGAACUUUAUUUCAGCCACAUCUCUCCCCCGUUAUCCUUCGAGGACUAUUGGGCGGCGAUGCUGUUGAUUCCCCGGCUGCCGUGUCUGACAACGCUUGUUGUUGAUAGGGAUAGCAUGGAAAUCGCCAAGGCCGCAGGGAAGCACUGCAGGCAGCUGAGGGUGUUUCGUCAGGCCUAUGACGGGCUUUCUAUCCACCCCGUUGACGGGGUUCAGCUACAGCCCGAUUCUGUGUGCCAGAUGCUGGAGACCUGUCUCGAGCUGGAAGAACUGGACGCGAUUCAUCACAAGAUGGAGGUACAGAGUAUAUUGGUGAGACCGUGGGUGUGCGCUCAAAUGACGGUGUUCCGAUGCCAGAUUGUAGGGGUCAACCGUCUGGCUGUAGAGGAGCAGAGGGUGGUGGAUUCUCUUGUAGCCUCGGGGCGACUUUGUAGUAGGGACUCCCUCGAGGGUGAAGAGCGGCUUGCAGUGGAGCGGCUUGUGGAGAGUCGGGAACAUCAGCAAGCGAUCCUCGGCCGAGUCGGACAAUGGACUUCACUCAAGACACUCUGCUUUGGGCACGAGUACAGGAACUAUCGUCUCUAUCAGUUGGACGAGCCCCCUUAUUAUACAGUCGAUGGGGUCAAGUACUUGCAGUACGAUGGGCCCAUCCCCAACACCUUGGAGUUGUCGCUCGAGUCUGGACUGGAACGACUGGCGGGGCUGAAGGAUCUGGAGAUGUUUGGGUUUGAGGGAUUGGACCAUAGGAUUGGAAAGGCGGAACUGGACUGGAUGGCGGUGAAUUGGCCCAAGCUGAAGGUUAUGCGUGGGCUCCAUGUGGAUACGAUGCCGUAUGUUGAGUACAAUGUCCGUCGGGCAGAACUGAGGGAGUACUUCCAGAAACUGAGGCCAGAUGUCGUCCAUGCCACCAUGGAGACCUCGUUGGGUCUCGGUCUUUAUUAG
Messenger RNA from Linnemannia hyalina, 1884 nucleotides. The record is from the annotation of a GenBank genome assembly. Lineage: Eukaryota; Fungi; Mortierellomycota; Mortierellomycetes; Mortierellales; Mortierellaceae.